Messenger RNA from Rotaria sp. Silwood2, 1137 nucleotides. Lineage: Eukaryota; Metazoa; Rotifera; Eurotatoria; Philodinida; Philodinidae. The record is from the annotation of a GenBank genome assembly.
AUGUUGUUAAAGCGGAUCUUUGAACGAGUUCGUACCCGUUCAUCCGGUGAUGCAAAUAAACAAACAUGUUUAUGUACGACAGCUAAACGAGAUUCAUUUUAUGAUGAUUUACCUGAAUCAUUAACUAAAACUAAUGAACAACAAUCAAUCGAUCAACAUGAACUUAUACGAUCGGGUAAAAUCCUCUUUUGUUGUUUUUGUAAAUAUUUUUUCACUGAUUGUUAUACUAUUUUAACUAUAUCGAUAAAUAGAAGAAUAGUAGACAACAUAUGUGUUUAUUUAGAUAAACCAAGACGAUUAAGUCGUCAAGCAAAUAUAGACGAAUCAGAUGGUGAAGAUGAUAUAAGUAUAACUGAAAAACUACGUCGGGCAUCUUCAAGUUUACCAGCUAAUAUACCAAUGUUAGUUGUUGUUUCAUUUAGUCCUGAUGCUAAAGGUUUACAAAAAAAACAAAUUGAAAUUCAACGUGGUUUUCCUGUAAAUGCUCAAUUUAUUUUAAAUGAAUGGUUAUUUGUUAAAACAGCUGACAAUGAAGAAGGUUUUGUACCAUAUGUAUGUUGUCGUCCAAUGUUACGACGACAAUCAAUAAAAUAUUCAAAUGAUAUAGAAAAUUUGUAUAAACCAUAUGAUUUUCAAACAAGUAAAUCAUGUCAAACAAAAUCACCAUCAACAAAUACAUCAAUAUUAACACCAUCAACAACUAAAAAAUUUUCAUUAUCAUCAACACUUGGUUCACAAUCAUUUUUAUUUCAAAAUUCAUUAUCAUGUAAAAAACGUCAAGAUGUUACAUCAUCAUCAUGUGGUGGUGAUUCCGGUUUUUCAGAUUGUGAAUCAUCAUCACAUAAUAAUAAUAAUAAUAAUAAUAAUAAUAAUCGUAGUUUUGAUAUAUCAACACAACGUCAUGCACGUUUAUCAAAUAUUCGUUCAUUACGUUCAUCUUCAAAUACAAUAAAAAAACAUGGUCUUCUUGUGCAAGAUCUUCCGAUUAAAAAAUCAAUGAAAAAUAAUAAUAAUACAGCUGUUUUAAAAUCGGAUAGCUCUAAUCGAAUGAAAUAUCAAUUGUCUAUAUCCAGUAACAGUGCAUUUACACAAAUUGUAAAAAGAAAUAUUCAUGAAAGUCAACAACAGGAAAAGUAA